Molecule: messenger RNA, 6224 nt
Organism: Salvelinus fontinalis (brook trout)
Lineage: Eukaryota; Metazoa; Chordata; Actinopteri; Salmoniformes; Salmonidae
Product: protein jagged-2-like
Exons: 25
Coding region: 235-3966 (1243 amino acids)
Biological process (GO): heterophilic cell-cell adhesion; cell communication; multicellular organism development
Cellular component (GO): plasma membrane; protein-containing complex
Molecular function (GO): Notch binding; calcium ion binding
Source: RefSeq, a predicted model, not a curated record
CGAUCGCUUGCCUUGCUGUUGAGUGAUUCGACUGUGUUUCUGGCCUGGACCAGAAGUGCGCUGCCUCGGGUGUCCUUAGUAGUACGCAUCUUAUGUUUCUGCUUCAUUCGGAGAGAUAGAUCACGCUUUCUCAUUGUGCAUGCCAGGAGAAGAUGAUACAAUCACCGAUCAACGGCAAAUUCUUAGAAAUAAAUACAUUUUCCUAAUGGUAGCAUACACUAAUCUAACGGAGACAUGUGGAAUUGUAUGGGGAUUUCGAAGUGUCUCUCAAUAGUGUGUCUUCUCCUGAUGGUGUGGACUGAGGUGUCCCAAUCUUCGGGCUAUUUUGAGCUGCAGUUGAUUGCUGUACAGAACGCUAACGGUCAGUUGUCGGACGGGGACUGCUGCGACGGAGAAAGGAACGCGCAGGAUCUCAACUGUAGCAGGGAUGAGUGUGAUACGUACUUCAGAGUGUGUCUAAAGGAAUACCAAACGGAGGUCACGACCACAGGCUUGUGCAUCUAUGGAACUGGAUCUACUAACGUUAUCGGUGGGAAUACUUUUCAAUUUAAGAGCACCAAAAACAACCAAAACCGAAACAACGAUGGUGGAAAGAUUGUCAUCCCAUUCCAGUUCGCUUGGCCGCGGGCGUACACUCUGAUUGUGGAAGCGUGGGACUGGGACAAUGGUACACACAGCAGCAGUGGUGAGGAUAUGUUAAUUGAGCGGAGUGUCUGUAAAGGAAUGAUCAACCCUGGAGAUGACAAGCAGACUAUCCAACACAACGGUCCUACAGCCAACUUUGAGUAUAACAUCCGCGUGCGCUGUGAUGAGAACUACUAUGGCAACAAGUGCAACAAGCAGUGCCGGCCACGCAAUGAUGACUAUGGCCACUACGUGUGUGACCAGUUUGGGAACAGAGGCUGUUUGGAGGGCUGGAUGGGACCUUACUGUACAGCUGCUAUCUGCAAGCAGGGCUGUAACCUGCUGCAAGGAUUCUGCAAUGCCCCAGGAGAAUGCACGUGUAAAUACGGUUGGCAGGGUCCGUUCUGUGACGACUGCCUGCCCUACCCAGGCUGUGUCCAUGGGACCUGCAUCAAGCCCUGGCUGUGCAGCUGUGAGAAGAACUGGGGAGGCUUGCUGUGUGACAAAGAUUUGAACUACUGUGGGACGAACAAGCCUUGUAAGAACGGAGGAACGUGUAUGAACUCAGAGCCAGAUGAAUACAACUGUGCCUGUUCUGACAGCUACUCAGGCAAGAACUGUGAGAUAGUGGAACACGCAUGUGUGUCCAACCCCUGUGCCAACGGGGGCACCUGCCAUGAGGUCCCGUCUGGGUUUGAGUGCCACUGUCCUGCAGGGUGGUCAGGGCCCACCUGCGCUAAAGACAUGGACGAGUGUGCGUCUAACCCCUGUGCUCAGGGUGGGACCUGCAUCGACAUGGAAAACGGAUUUGAGUGCCUCUGCCCCCCACAGUGGGCUGGGAAGACCUGCCAGAUAGACGCGAAUGAGUGUAUGGGGAACCCAUGCCUCAAUGCUUACUCUUGCAAAAACUUGAUCGGUGGAUAUCACUGUGCCUGCUUUCGAGGAUGGGCCGGCCAGAACUGUGACAUCAAUGUCAACAGCUGCCAUGGACUGUGUCAGAAUGGAGCGACUUGCAAGGAGUGGCGAAGAGGCUACGUGUGUGCCUGCUCACCGGGGUUUGUGGGCCGGCACUGUGAGGUCCAGAGGAACAGCUGUGCCAGCGGCCCAUGUAGAAACGGGGGCAGGUGCCACACCCUGCUGGACGGCUUCAUGUGUGAGUGCCCACAUGGGUACACUGGCACUACCUGUGAGGUGCAGAGUAACCCGUGCAGCCCUAACCCGUGCCAGAACAAGGCCCAGUGCCACAGUAUGAUGGAAGACUUCUACUGUGCCUGUCCUGAUGACUAUGAGGGCAAGACCUGCUCCGAGCUCAAGGACCACUGCAAGACCAAUCCCUGUGAAGUGAUUGACAGUUGUACUGUCGCUGUGGCCACCAACAACACACAGGAAGGGGUGUGGUACAUCUCGUCCAAUGUGUGCGGCCCCUACGGACGCUGCAUCAGCCAACCUGCUGGGAACUUCACCUGCUCCUGUGAACUGGGCUUCACUGGAACAUACUGUCACGAGAAUGUAAACGACUGUGUGUCGUCUCCCUGUAAGAACGGAGGAACUUGCAUCGACGGGAUCAGCUCUUUCCAGUGCGUUUGCCCUGACGGCUGGGAGGGCACGCUGUGUGUCAUAGAUGUGAAUGAGUGCAAUAGGAACCCCUGUAAGAACGGAGGUCGCUGUGUGGACCUGGUCAAUGACUUCUACUGUCAAUGCCAGGACAACUGGAAGGGCAAGACCUGCCACUCACGUGAGAGCCAGUGUGACUCCAGUACCUGUAGUAAUGGGGGGACGUGCUUUGACCACGGUGACACCUUCCGCUGUACCUGUCUCUCAGGGUGGGGCGGCAGCACCUGUAACACAGGCAAGAACAGCCCUUGUGACUCUAACCCAUGUGAGAACAGAGGAACCUGUGUCGGAGGGGGUGAUGCCUACACCUGCAUCUGCAAGGAUGGCUGGGAGGGGCCCACAUGUACUCAGAAUACUAAUGACUGCAACCCUACCCCCUGCUAUAACAGGGGUGUCUGUGUGGAUGGUGAGAACUGGUUCCGCUGUGAGUGUGCCGCGGGAUUCGCCGGACCAGACUGCCGGAUCAACAUAGAUGAGUGCCAGACGUCUCCCUGUGCCUAUGGUUCUACCUGUGUGGAUGAGAUCAACAGCUUCCGAUGUGUGUGUCCCCUGGGCUGGGCUGGGCCUCGCUGCCAAGAGUUCAUAGGGAUCGGAAAGGCCUGUCGUUACUCCGGCCUGCAGUUCCCUCAUGGCAGUCGAUGGGAGGAGGAGUGUAAUACCUGCCAGUGUGUCAACGGCAGUGUGCGCUGUUCUAAGGUGCUGUGUGGCCGACGGCCCUGUCUGCUCCAUAGAGUUGCUUCUGGUCCAGACAGCAUUGCCCCCUGUCCUAGAGGACAGGAGUGUGUAGAGCACAAAUUCCUCACCUGCUUCGCCCCGCCAUGCCACCAGUGGGGCGUGUGUUCUACCCCUGACCCCCCACCGCCCCUCCACACUCAGUGUGAACCCAACUGUGGUUAUUUGGACAAAAGCUGUGCCCGCAUCACACUCAUCUUCAAUAGAGACAAAGUUCCACAGGGUACCAUUGUGGAGAACAUCUGUUUGGAGCUGAGGUACCUUCCCAUCACCCAGACCCUGGCUAAGGAACGUACGCUCCUCAUUCUCUGUGACCUGUCCUACUCCAACAGUGAUGCUGUGGAGGUUGUCAUGUCUUAUGAUCAGGAUGGUCAGGAGCGGGAUGGAAAUCGUGAUCAGAUUCAGGAGGCUUCCAGUGCCAUCAUCGGUGCCCUGUCCAAACGACACAACAGCACCGUCAUGCUGGCCGUGGUGGAGGUCAAAGUGGAGACGCAGGUCAUGCCCCAGUCUGUGGACCACCUGGUGCCAGUGCUGUGCGUGGUGUUCAGUGUGCUGUGGAUCUUCUGCAUUGUGCUGUGUGUGUGGUGGAGCCGUAAGAGGAAAAAAGAGCGUGAGAGAGAGUCUACAGUGGAGGACAGCACUGUCAAUAACCUUCUGGAGCCGUUGAGGGUCAUCUUGCCACAGCACAAAGACAACCUAGACAAAGACAUUCAGUACGAAUGCAAGAAACUCAUGAGCCCUCCAGACCGGACGUGUGACGGGGCUGAGGAAGAGGACGAGCUGAGGGGAGGGAUGGAGCUAGACAAGUGCUCCACACAAAAGUGCUCAUUGGCAGGAGUGCAGGACAGAGUGAUGGGCAAAGAGGGGGUGAUCUGUACGAUGCGUAGCGCCCCUGUUAAAACCCCCCACCGGACAGUGUACAGUCCCAAAGACAACCGGUGUAAAAACCUCAGCGCUGCCAACUUCAGUGAGGAUGUCAAAGAUCAUUAUGUAUGAGCACGGCUAGAGGUGGGACUUCUCAAACUAAAGAUGAUGUCUCUAUCUAAUAGAAAAAGACAAGCACCAAUAGUAAAGAUUUAAGACAUGUUUUACAUUUCAUUUGAAUUUAUUCUCUGUCUGCAACAUAGAGCCUUCUUACUUAAAUCUUUGCAAAUUAACAUUUCAGUAACAAAAAGAGAGCUUAAUUUUUUCCUUUCUUUUUUUAGUUUACAAAUUGUUGCUCCCUUUAAAAGGAGAGCCCUUUUUUUCACAUCGUAUCACUGAGAAGAUUGUGUAUCAUGUGACUUUGGCGAGAGCACUGCCCUUGGAGGCAGGCAUUGCACUACUACAUUACUACUAGUGCAUUUAGUCCAUAUCUGUCUUAACCCACACUGUGGGCAUUUACUUUGUUCUCUUGGUAUAAUGUCAUUUCUAUAAGUAAAAUUAUGUAAAAGGUUAUAUAUACCCACACACACACUACCGGUCAAAAGUUUUAGAACAUCUACUCAUUCAAGGGUUUUUCUUUGUUUUUACUAUUUUCUACAUUGUACAAUAAUAGUGAUGACAUCAAAACUAUGAAAUAACACAUAUGGAAUCAUGUAGUAACCCAAAAAGUGUUAAACAAAUCAAAAUAUAUUUUAUAUUUGAGAUUCUUCAAAUAGCCACCCUUUGCCUUGAUGACAGCUUUGCACACACUUGACAUUCUCUCAUCCAGCUUCAUGAGGUAGUCACCUGGAAUGCAUUUCAAUUAACAGGUGUGCCUUCUUAAAAGUAAAUGUUAUGGAAUUGAAUGCGUUUGAGCCAAUCAGUUGUGUUGUGACAAGGUAGGGGGGGUAUACAUAAGAUAGCCCUAUGGCAAGAACAGCUCAAAUAAGCAAAGAGAAACGACAGUCCAUCAUUACUUUAAGACAUGGUCAGUCAACACGGAACAUUUCAAGAACUUUGAACGUUUCUUCAAGUGCAUUCGCAAAAACUAUCAAGCGCUAUGAUGAAACUGGCUCUCAUGAGGACCGCCACAGGAAUGGAAGACCCAGAGUUACCUCUGCUGCAGAGGAUAAGUUCAUUAGAGUUACCAGCCUCAGGAAUUGCAGCCCAAACAAAUGCUUCACAGAGUUCAAGUAACAGACACAUCAACAUCAACAGUUCAGAGGAGACUGAAUCAGGCCUUCAUGGUUUAAUUUCUGCAAAUAAACAACUACUAAAUGACACCGAUAAGAAGAAGAGACUUGCUUGGGCCAAGAAACACGAGCAAUAGACAUUAGACCGGUGAAAAUUUGGAGACUUUUGGUUCCAAUCGCCUUGUCUAUGUGAGACGCGAUGUGGGUGAACGGAUGAUCUCCGCAUGUGUAUUUCCCACCAUAAAGCAUGGAGGAGGAGGUGUCAUGGUGUGGGGGUGCUUUGCUUGACACUGUCUGUGAAUUCAAGGCACACUUUACCAGCAUAGCAUAAAAUUAAGAUGGUUUGUGAUGAGUCGGACCGCAGACUGAAGGCAAAGCAGCCAACAAGUGCUCAGCAUAUGUGGGAACUACUUCAAGACUGUUGGAAAAGCCUUCCAGGUGAAGCUGGUUGAGAGAAUGCUAAGAGUUUGCAACGCUGUCAUCAGGGCAAAGGGUGGCUAUUUGAAGAAUCUCAAAUAUAUUUUGUUUUUUUGAACACUUCUUUGGUUACUACAUGAUUCCAUAUGUGUUUCAUAUUUUGAUGUCUUCACUAUUAUUCUACAAUGUAAAAAUAACAAAAAGCUCUUGAAUGAGUAGGUGUUGUAAAACUUUUGACUGGUAGUGCAUAUAUAUAUAUAUAUAUAUAUAUAUAUAUAUAUAUAUAUAUAUAUAAAUAAAUACUUUGGAAAGCUAUAAGCAGUAUAACACCUGACAUCAGCAUUAGUUUAGAAACAGAAACAUAUUUUCCAUGACAUGUCAAUGCUUCUAAAGACCUUAUGUAUAUCCCUAUAACAUGCCUUUUGCUCUACCACUUCCUGCAGGCCUAUGCUUUAUUAUUUCACUAUUUGCUUUGGUAGAAAGUUCCUUCAGCCCUUUUAUUAUUUCACUAUUUGCUUUGGUAGAAAGUUCCUUCAGCCCUUCUUUUAUUAUUUCACUAUUUGCUUUGGUAGAAAGUUCCUUCAGCCCUUCUUUUAUUAUUUCAUCUCAUUCAACGAAUUGAUCCAGAACUUAACAAUUCAUAUAAAGGGAAAAUAUGUAAUUUCACAACUCUUCAUAUUACCAUAAGUGUUUCUUUGAACAAUGUAUAUAUGUAAAUAAACAUGUCUGUGUAUAAUUGAA